This is a messenger RNA of Habropoda laboriosa, 1308 nucleotides long. RefSeq lists its product as uncharacterized. The record is from RefSeq and is a predicted model, not a curated record. Bases 1 to 1308 code for a protein of 435 amino acids. Gene Ontology annotation, cellular component: extracellular region; cell surface. Gene Ontology annotation, biological process: anatomical structure development. NCBI's taxonomy places the organism in Eukaryota, Metazoa, Arthropoda, Insecta, Hymenoptera, Apidae. Gene Ontology annotation, molecular function: calcium ion binding; signaling receptor binding. The transcript is spliced from 9 exons.
AUGGCUUCAGCGUUGAAAAUUUCUCUCCUGUGUUUUUUCCUCCUUUUCUCCAUUGUGAUCUUGAAGACUGAACAUGUAACCGGUGAUCAACACGAGUACGCUAAUCAUAGGCUACUAUGGCCGGUCUGGUUCCACGAGAAUCUUGCUCGUGCACGUCACGAUCGCGACGGAAGGAGUUUCCAGCAGACGAACGGUUGGAAUAGGAACGAUUUGUUGGCCGACAGAGGAAGUUCGACGAUCGCACCGCAAACCGGCACCGCGUCCAGGCAUCACGUGGAUCAACGUGUUCACGAACAGAGAACAUCGAAACCGGAGAAGUUCAGCGCAGUCGCGGUCGCGGAAUACGGAGGCACCAGGGCCAUCGCUUAUGCCGGUUAUCACAACAAUCAUCGUCACCAGGCCAGGGAAGCCGUCACUCAGACCUACCAGCAUCUCACGACUACGCCGUCUACUUAUACCAGGCAUCAUCCUGGGAGGCGAGUUUGCAGCAGAUCGGUGCCCAAUUCUGUCAGUCAUCACCAUCGAAAUGGGCAGUUUAGGUACCUUAAUAUCUUUAAUAUUAAGACCGACACGCCUUCCCUUUUUUUGUGCUGCCCUGGGUGGACGCAGGCGACUCAUUUGAGCUUCGGGUGCAAUAAACCUGCCUGCCCUUCCCCAUGCUUAAACGGAGGGAUAUGCACCUCCCCUGGCAGGUGCACGUGUCCCAAAGGAUUUACAGGCAACCAGUGCCAGACAGACAUCGACGAGUGCGUGACAGAGAAGCCCUGCGAUCAGCUCUGCAGAAACCUACCCGGAACGUACGAGUGCCACUGCAAGCCUGGUUUCCAACUGCAGAAAGACGGCCAGUCCUGUCGAAAGAACGACACCGAAGACACAGCGUUCGAGGCUCGAGACCUGGAGGAUGACUUCCACGAAGUGACAACGACGAGACGUCCGUCGAUCACGCCACACGAUACGGAGAACGAGGUGGCUGAUGGUGACCUCGAUCAAGACUACGAGAUUAUCCUGAAAAGGCUCACAAAGCUCGAAAAGCAAUUUGCUAAAGGAAAGAAGAGAGACACAGACACAACAGAUAUGACCGUGAAGGUUCAAUCUGUUGUCGAAAGUAUUAACGAAAUGAGAAGGGCCGUCGAAAAUGUGCAACUCAUGCAACAAGAAAUAUACGAAAUGAGAAGCAAAUUGAGGGAAUACGAGUUGGAGGCGAGAAAAAUGCAGCAUUUGUCGAACAGAGUGGUGGAACUGGAGAAUCGUCUCAGAUUACGGUGUAGAUCGGUCAUGCCAAUAAAGAGUGGCACGUUGAAUUUCUAA